CAAACGUAAGGUUUCUUAUUUUUGUCUUGCUUGUAUAAACCAACCAGGAUGGCAACCGCUAAGCAAUCAAAAAAGGAUCCAGUGGAUAUUGUUCAUCAGAAUGCAAUUCACGUGGAGACCAUAAAGAAAGAGAACAGGAGCCAAAAACUCUACACGAAUUUUAGCAUCAACCCUUUUAAAACGCUUCACGUGUUCACUGACAAACCUACGACAGGCUAUACCCACGACAAUGUCGAAGACCCUGCUUUCAUAAAGGCCCUCCACGAUGCUCGUUUGGAGCCAACCAAGAAAUACGCCUACCCCCAAACCGAGAGCCAGGAGAUUGGCUGGAUAUCCACACCUCUGAUUGUUUCAGAUCGCAGCGAUAGGCGAGUGAACUGGCCGCGACAGAACUCGGAGAUCACCAAAUACAUGGAUGCUGCAUGGCGACUGAAGGAACAAACACAGAACCUGGGCUAGAUGUUUUGUUCACUACAAGCGGUCCACAACGCUCUAUUUUGAUAAUAUUGGCCUCUUUGCUGGAUAUAAAAAAAUAUAUACUUUGAAAGUAUUGCUUGAAUAUGAAGACAAAACGCAAUGUAACAGGGGUACACACUAGCAAAUAGACCGCCAUAUGUGAAGGUCAUUACAAAUAGAAGU
This is a messenger RNA of Esox lucius (northern pike), 639 nucleotides long. It is a transcript of the gene cfap144, whose product is annotated as family with sequence similarity 183 member A. NCBI's taxonomy places the organism in Eukaryota, Metazoa, Chordata, Actinopteri, Esociformes, Esocidae. The transcript has 4 exons. The coding region runs from base 49 to 459 and encodes 136 amino acids. The record is from RefSeq and is a predicted model, not a curated record. Gene Ontology annotation, cellular component: ciliary base.